GGGGGUUCAAGCGACCGGGACGCGCGGAGAUGAAUUUUACAUCCUCGAAUCAUUUGUUCUCACGUGUGUGUGUGAGAGAGAGAGAUUUACCAGAACUCUUCUCCUGUCGUAUGUUUCGUUUUGAGAAACCAACUUUCCGCACGAGUUCGACCCAGGUGUCAGCCACCGCUCGUCCGACCGCUCUCAACGGCCACACUUGUCGGCGCGCGUGAAUGCGAUAGCCCCCCUCCUCCCCCCUCCCUCCAAAAACACUUUCGGGAAUAAUACGGUUUUUCUUUACCCCCCCUCCUCUCUCUCUCUCUCUCUCUCACGGACCUGCCCCCAGCCAGUCUCUCCUCACCCCAGAGACGGACCGUGGCCUAGCGGGAAGAACGGCUCGACUAUGUGGAGACGGAAGCGGGCACUGGGGGAAUCCUUGGCUCGCCUCGCUCUGCUGCUGACGCUCGUCGAUGCGCAUCGAUCCCCGGUCCUGAGGCAGAACACAGCCUCCCAGUUCCUGAGCAGGCACAGGAGGGCCAACUCUCUGUUCGAGGAGAGCAAGAAGGGCAACCUGGAGCGGGAGUGCGUGGAGGAGCUGUGCAACAAGGAGGAGGCCAGGGAGAUCUUCGAGAACCAGCCGGAGACGGAAUACUUCUAUCCCAGAUAUGUUGUGUGUCUGGGUUCACACCGUGUCGGCAUUAACAACCAGAAUUCAGAUUCUGCCAUCCCAUCGGACCUUCGCACCUGUGUGAAGGAGAUCAGUAACCAGUGCACACCAUUUCCAUGCUACAAGGAGGGUUCGGAGCGCUGCGUGGACGGCCAGGCCUCCUUCACAUGUGUAUGUAAGCCCGGCUGGAAGGGGGCGCGCUGCGAGGACGACAUCGAUGAGUGUUCAGAUCAUGAAUUUCCAGCGGGAUGCAAUCAAAGAUGUAUCAACUUCCCCGGCAGUUUCCGCUGCAUGUGUGAAGAGGGCUACUUCAUCAAUGACAAAAUCAACUGCGUGGAUGUCGAUGAAUGUCUCAUGUUUCCCAGCAUCUGCGGAGAACCGGCUAAAUGUGUCAACACGCCUGGCAUGUACAAGUGCCAGUGUCCCUCGGGAUUUAAAUAUAACUUCACUUCCAAAACCUGCAAUGAUGUGGACGAGUGCGAGUCGAGUGUGUGUGACGGCACUUGUCUGAACACAGUGGGCAGCUAUGCGUGUUACUGUGAUGGCCGCCAGGGUCUUCAUUUGGUGGACAAUAAACGAUACUGUGAAAGAAUCCCUGUUUGUGUGGAUCUUCAUGACUACAAACACUCUGAGAUGCUGUACCUGGGGGAGCAGUUUGCAGGCCUGCCUGUCAUCUAUCUGCGUUUCCGUCUGCCAGAGAACACAAAGUUCGCAGCAGAGUUCGACUUCCGUACGUUCGACCCAGAGGGAGUUAUUCUGUAUGCUGAGUCCUCGCAGGAUUCUUGGUUCAUGUUGGGGCUGAGAGACGGUCGCAUUGAAGUCCAGUUCAAAAACCAGCACACAUUCAAGGUCACCAGUGGAGGAAAAGCCAUAAAUGAUGGACAGUGGCAUGUGAUCUCCGUGGAUGAACUGGAGAGCAGCAUCAGUGUGAAGAUCAGCAAGGAAGCUGUAAUGAGCAUCAACAGCCCCGAGAGUCUCUUCACUUCAGUUAACGGCAAGCUGGAGACCACGGUCUACAUCGCCGGUCUGCCCAACCACACUGACAACCGCACUGACCACAUUAUCAAACCUAUCAACCCUCGACUUGACGGCUGCAUCAGGGGAUGGAACUUGAUGAAUCAGGGAGCAUCUGGGGUGAAGGAGGUCAUCCAUGGGAAGAAGAGUAAACAUUGCUUUGUGUUUGUGGAACAAGGUUCUUUCUUCACCGGUGCAGGACUGGCACACUUCAACAUUGACUACAGUGAUUCUGGGAGCUGGAAUGUGGACAUAAAGAUGAAUAUACGUCCGUCCAGCAGCACAGGUGUCCUCUUUGCUCUUGUCUACAACAACACAGUCCCACUGUCAGUCGCUGUGGUAACGAAGGGAGAGGGAGAUGCUGACCUGCAAGUGUUCUUGGAUGGUGUCUCUGUGGCAAGGCUGGACUCGCUGAUGCUGUGCUACCCCGAGCGGUUGACAGUGCAGCUGAAAGUUACUCCUACAGAAAUCCAGCUCUUGGGCAACUUUUCCACUGUUGCGUACAUGGCGCCUGACGCCCUGCAGGAGGCACUGGAGCGCCUCAAUACCACCAUGCAGAACCCCAUCAGUACAUAUAUUGGCGGGAUACCAGACGAUGUCCCGUUACCUGCCAACCCGGUGACGGCGUUUUACCAUGGCUGCAUGGACAUCUCCGUCAACGGCCAGCAGCUGGACUUUGACGAUGCUCUCAGCAAACACAACAGUAUUAAGAGUCAUUCCUGUCCUCCCGUCUCUGCGCCUGAAAGCCACCGUGACCCACCGCACCCACACAGAAAGUGACCUUAAUUAACAGUCGCAUCACAUUAAAAAAAAACCUCACACUUUAGGCAGUGUCCCAAAGUGGCCACUUCUUGGGACAUUUUGGAAGGAGAGAUAUAUAGGGCAGAGGAGAUUGGAGGGAGGAAGAGGAUGAGAAAAAAGUGGUAAGGAGAGGAAAUAGAGAUAGACGGUUAUAGUCAUUUUUGUCGACUUUCUCAGAUGGGUUUAUUUUAAGCUUUGUCUCAUUCUUUUCAUCCAUACAGUAUUAUUGCUCCUGUUCUGGGAGCAUUUUCGUUCAGUUUUUGUGUUGUUAUGUUUUUAGGAAGUCACAAUGAAAGCUGGCUUACCAGUGAGCUACUCAGAAACUGGGUGGCUAGAUGACGUAGUUGUCGCAGUUUGUUGCAAUGAAUGAAAUUCUUUCCUGGAAGCUUUGAAAAAGAGCUGAGCUCUGUAAUGCACAUACCAUGUGUUGAGCAAGAGAUGGUUUUGCUUGUGUACUGUAUAACCAUAAACAAAUGGUCACAGUGGACCAGGCUGUGAGACCACCUGCAUCUUUUUUUCCUGCUUUUAAAACACGGUACUACUAUCUCUAAAUUCUCUUCAAUUCUUGAUUCGUGGAGGAAGACGUCCGGAGACAACCAGCUGAAAUUGUGGUGGUUGGUUGUGCUGAUGAAAACCACAGAGGAGAAAGCUGAGCCUCCAGGCUUUCGAUCCAAAUCUGUUGCAUUUACUACUACUUAUUAAAUCACUGUCCCUUAGAAACAUAGUUUAUCAUUCCCAUUGUUCCCAGAACAAGGGUUGUCACCAGAUGUAUACACCUGUUAAAACUUUUGUCUUCUUCUAUUUCUGUCCUCAUCCUCAGGGUUCUGUCACCUUGUACAUAAAACAGGCCAUUUAAUAUAUAACUAAAAUGUAGUUUGUUUAAAUAAAACCAUAUCGAAGCAA
Molecule: messenger RNA, 3364 nt
Organism: Scophthalmus maximus (turbot)
Lineage: Eukaryota; Metazoa; Chordata; Actinopteri; Pleuronectiformes; Scophthalmidae
Gene: pros1
Product: protein S
Exons: 14
Coding region: 383-2440 (685 amino acids)
Cellular component (GO): extracellular region
Molecular function (GO): calcium ion binding
Source: RefSeq, a predicted model, not a curated record